Ogataea philodendri is the source of this 1338-nucleotide messenger RNA. RefSeq lists its product as uncharacterized. Gene Ontology annotation, molecular function: glycosyltransferase activity. The transcript has a single exon. NCBI's taxonomy places the organism in Eukaryota, Fungi, Ascomycota, Pichiomycetes, Pichiales, Pichiaceae. Gene Ontology annotation, cellular component: cytoplasm. The record is from RefSeq and is a predicted model, not a curated record. The coding region runs from base 1 to 1338 and encodes 445 amino acids.
AUGUCUGCGUAUGCGCUUCUCCUAUUGGAGGAUUCCUACUUGCCGGGCAUUCUGGCCGUGUCGUCAGCGUUAACCGCCACUUCCACCAAAUUCCCCCUCGUUUUACUCUAUUCGGACAAAAACAUUGACCAAAACAUUGUCAAGUUGCUCAUUGCCUCCGGCCUAUUUGCCCAGCUCAUCAACAUUGACAACGGCCUUUUACCUUCUAACUCCCCGCACACCUUGGAUAACGUCCUCAAGAGACCAGAGUUGUCCUUGACAAUCUCAAAGAUAAACCUCUGGAAGCUGACACAGUUUUCCAAACUAGUUUAUCUAGACGCCGAUACUCUCCCGCUGCAAAACCUGGACCAUCUUUUCGACUUGGAGUUCAGUUCUAACCAAAUUGUGGCCGCCUCAGACAUCGGCUGGCCGGACCUUUUCAACACGGGUGUUUUCGUUCUACAACCAAACCUCGCUGUUUACAAGGACUUAUUGCAAUUAUACGAGUCCACAGAAUCCUUUGAUGGAGCAGACCAAGGACUGCUUAACGAACAUUUCAACCCAGACCUAUACCAUGGAGGAGUUUCCAAUUGGAUAAGGCUACCAUUCAUCUACAACUGUACUCUUAACUCUCAUUACGAAUACUUCCCUGCCUUGCAAAGAUACUCGCACGACGUCAAGUUGUUUCAUUUCAUCGGUAGCAAGAAACCGUGGCACCCGCAUGCCAAGGGUCUAAAAGACGACCCCACUUUGUUCAAAGUCUCGGGAAAUCAGAACGUUUACCAGCUGUGGUCCCAGGCCUACGAAAAAGUGACCAUUGACGGCAAAUCUCACAUUGACAUUCUCCGGCUCAGUAGAAAUCUCCAGCCAGAGCCAAAUUGGGAGUCUGUGGCCGCGGUGCAGACUCCUGUUCACCCUCAGUUUUACUACAAGAAACCAGAAUCUGUGCCCGACUCGUACUCCCCUUCGCACGGAGAGGCCUGGAAGCUCAAGGACUCCAAGAUAUCCAACAAAUGGGACAAGACUGGUGGAUCAGACGAUGAUCUUGAUGCUGAGAAGCUUGUGAAAUCGCUGUCGCAGCUGGACGUGGCCAGUCCCGAAGACACUUACGCAACCUCGCAUCCGGUUUUCCCAUGGGAGAAGUCCAGCCACAAGGUACAGACCACACGUUCGUUCCAACCGCAGUCUUUUUUCCCGAAACCAUCCAAUCCGUUCACGGCCUCGUUCGACAACGGCUCUGAUCUCGAGAGCUACAUAGCCAAGGAGGAACAGUCAAGCAGACCAGAAACGCUGGAGGAGAUCAAACAAGACGAGAAGCUGGACGCGCUGGAAUCGGAACAGCUGGACGCGCUGGAAUAG